This is a messenger RNA of Dreissena polymorpha, 3415 nucleotides long. Its product is annotated as male-specific lethal 3 homolog. Gene Ontology annotation, biological process: regulation of DNA-templated transcription; chromatin organization. Gene Ontology annotation, cellular component: nucleus; NuA4 histone acetyltransferase complex; MSL complex. The record is from RefSeq and is a predicted model, not a curated record. The transcript is spliced from 11 exons. NCBI's taxonomy places the organism in Eukaryota, Metazoa, Mollusca, Bivalvia, Myida, Dreissenidae. Bases 97 to 1800 code for a protein of 567 amino acids.
UAUUAUAAGGUAGCGUCUUUUGAGGCAGGAAGUUUAUGGCCGACAUUAGCGCGUCAAUUUAAUAAUUUUUCUUUAACAUAUUAUAAGUGCGUAGACAUGCCUGCAAGGGGGAUUAAGUUUAACUUUGAACCCGGUGAAAGUGUUCUCUGUUUCGAGCCAGAUCCGACAAAGGCCAGAGUAAUAUACGAAGCAAAGAUUUUGGAUACAACAGUAUACAAUGAUGAAGAUGGUAAGAAGAAACCUGGGUAUCACAUACACUUUCUUCGUUGGAACAACAGCUGGGACAGAAUAGUUGGUGAACAGUUGGUGCUAAAAACUACAGAGGACAACAAGCAUUUAAUGAAGCAGCUUUCUGAUGUAGCAAGAAAAAGCAUGAAGAACAAAGUACGUAAGAAAAAGAUUAAUGAAAUUCUCACAGAGGCGUUUGGGGCUGCCAAUCCAUUUGCAGAUGAGGGCGGGACAGAUGAUGGCAAUACUACCGACACCAAUGACACAGGAGAUGAGAGUUCUGCUGAGAUGGAUGCAGGUGAUAAAAACAAGGCUGAUGAGCAGAAGAAAACUAUGCGAUCACAAAUGGCCGUUGACAUAGACAUACCAGAUUCCUUGAAAGCAGUGCUGGACAAAGAUUACUUUGCAGUUCACCAAGGAAAUAAAUUUGUGCGUCUGCCAGCUGAGGUGAAUGUGGUGACGGUGCUGGAGAGUUUCGUCAAGUCUCUCAUGAUGGACUUUUGGAGUCCCAGCUAUGACCGCUCCAUCCUCUGUCACAACCCACCCAAGAUCUCCAUCGACAGAAUUCUUCCGAUGUGCAAGGAGUAUGUGGAUGGUGUGCGCAUCUGUUUUGACUUCCUGCUUUCCACAACACUUCUGUAUGAGACAGAGAAGGAGCAGCACCAAAAACUCAUGGUUUCCUUCUCCCACCAGUCACCUGCCAAACAAAAAAUCCCUGGGGAUGACUCGCCAUUGUUAAAAUCUCCUCACUCCCGUAGCUCAGUGUUGCUUACGAAAGACGAGUCGUGUCCCAGACUGCCCAAGUACUCUCCAGCCGAGGAAGACGAGGAGGUUACAUUCAACCCUAAAUCAACACCAGUCUCUGCAAAACGAACUCUUCGAAGCAGGUCUGGCAUUGAAUCUGGCAAGAAACUUGAUUUUGAUAAACAAGGUGACUCUUCUGUUAAGGAUGAAAAGGAGGAAAAUGUUAAGGACAAAAAGGAGAAAAAUGUAAAGGAAGAAAAAGAGAAAAAUGUGGACUCAAAGUCAAGGAAAAGACGAGCGUCAGAUCGUCUGGAGGACAGUCUUAAAAGGAGACCACUUAGAAGCUACAGAAAAUCCAGUGAAGAGUCAAAUGAUAGUGAAAGUUCAAAACCUGAAACUUUUAAAUCAGAGCUUUCUAAGAACAAAAAGACUGACAAGGAUGAUCCUUCCCCACCGCCGUUAAUCCCUUGCAAUCUUCUAGGAACUCGUGGACAAGGCAAGGCAGAUAAGGCUGCGGGAAAGGAGGCCUCAGGAAGUGUAGAUAGCGUCGGGGAGAAUGGCCAUGAGAUCUUGUCCACCAUACUGCAGUGGCGGCUGCUUCCUGUAGAGGCAUUGGCAGAGCUCCCUACCUCUCCUGCACUGCUGUACGGGGCACACCACCUGCUUAGGCUCUUUGUAAAGUUUCCUGAUCUACUUAACAAGAUGGAAAUGGAUGAAAACAAACUUGGUGUCUUGAAGAAACUCACCCACCUGUUGCUAGAGUACAUGUCCCAGCACACAGCCCAGCUGUUUCCUGAGAGUUCCUACACUACCACGUGUGACUUGUGAUUGACAGUCAGCCAGUUUUAAUGAUAGCCCAUGACCAGCCUACAAAAACCUGUCAGUGUGUGUUGGGCUGUUGUACUUUUGUUGUGAAUUACCUAUGGUAAUAUUUUUACCAUGAACCAGAAUGCUAUGUGGGGCAGAAGAUGUAAUUUUCCCAAAUGCAAUACUACAUGUGAAUUAUCUGUACAUAAAGAAUAUGAAGUACAACCUAAUUGAUGGAGGGUUUUAAUAAAUUGAUCUGCCCUCACAAAAAUUAAGGAUAUUAUAUCCCCCAAAGUGUUUUUUAAGUGAUCCGUUUUCCAAGUCUUUUUUUAUCAUUUGUAAAUAAAUUUCAUCAACAUUUCAUUGAAGCAGGGGUGUGAUUUCUCCUCCACUUAGCUGAUUUCCUCCCUUUAUAUGUCAAACUUAUUUUACAAAUAGUUAUUUACUUUGCUGGAUAUAUGGAGUUGUGUUCUGAGGAAACUGGGCAUAAUGCAUGUGCGUAAAAAGUGGUCACAGAUUAGCCUGUGCAGUCCGCACAGGCUAAUCAGGGACGACACUUUCCGCCUAAAUUGGAUUUUUGCUUAGAAGAGACUUCAUUUAAACGAAAAAUGUCAUAAAGCGGAAAGUGUCAUCGCUGAUUAGCCUGUGCGGAUUGCACAGGCUAAUCUGGGACGGCACUUUACGCACAAGCAUUAUGCCCAGUUUUCUCAGAAAGCGACUCAAUGUAUAAAUAAGGAGUUUAAUUGAACCCUGUAAGGUGAGUAGGGCAUUUUCCUGCCCUAAAAUGUUUCUUAAAUCACACCCCAGCUCAAGAUAUUGUAAUUUGAUUACAGAUCAUAUGUUUUUAGUGAUGCAUAGUGUACUCAGUACAAACUGACACAUGCCACUGUCAGCUGUUAUUAAACAUGGCAUUUGAUAGUAGCUUUUAACCAUGAUCUGUUAGUUAAAAUGUUAGUGUUUUAUCGCCAUGAUGUGUUAUUCUUGUUGCAGUUUGUCAAAUCGACUUGUUGUAGCUUGCUAUUGUAAUACUUCAUAUUGGUUACUUGUGUAUGGUUGGCAUUAUGGUUGCUAUUACAUUAAAACAUGUAGGUGAUUGAGAUAUUCAAUAAUUAAAUAAUAAUUAAUUAUAUAUUUUUGCUGUUAAAAAGGGAAUGAUAUAGGUUUUACUGUAACGAAUAUCCACAUUUAUGCGUUGCUUUAAAAAUGCAAUGUGAACAACCAAAUGUUUGAUGUAAAAUAAUAAUUUCAAUGAUGAUAUACACUUUGACAUACGAAAAAUGGUUGCUGUUAUUUGACAUGAUCAAUUGCAUUUCUUUCCUAUUGUUGCUGUAAAAAAAUGCAAAUUUUAAACUUAUGCCACUCAUUUGGUAUUCAUUACAGUUAUUUCAUGAAAACUUACUGCAUUAUUUAAGUACUUGUGUUUUGUGUAAAUAUCCGGUAAAAAGAGUUCAUUAACGUAUGCCAAUAUGAUUCCUUACAGCAGUUUCUGUUGCUGACUCUAUGUAGUUCUGAUAGCCAUAAGAUAUUGUUGUAUUUUGAUAUCACAUACAGAAAAAAUUAGGAAAUUAUAUCAAGCAUACAAUAAAGUGUAUCAGUUAUUCAAAAGUGCAUGCAAUAUUAAAAUGUUCAAACUAUU